This is a messenger RNA of Maniola jurtina (meadow brown), 3940 nucleotides long. It is a transcript of the gene DCX-EMAP, whose product is annotated as echinoderm microtubule-associated protein-like CG42247. Gene Ontology annotation, biological process: intracellular signal transduction; microtubule cytoskeleton organization. NCBI's taxonomy places the organism in Eukaryota, Metazoa, Arthropoda, Insecta, Lepidoptera, Nymphalidae. The record is from RefSeq and is a predicted model, not a curated record. Gene Ontology annotation, molecular function: microtubule binding. The coding region runs from base 7 to 3018 and encodes 1003 amino acids. The transcript has 19 exons. Gene Ontology annotation, cellular component: mitotic spindle.
GCGGCCAUGUCGCGUCGAGUGCUAACUAAGCGCCAACCGCGUCAACCUCGCCUUCGCCCCCAGGUUGCGGCUGAGCCGGUUGCAGCUCCCGAACCGCCGCAACCAGAUCCAGACCCGCAACCGCCAUCCGACGACGAGAAAUCGCCAGACUGGCGCCCGUCCCGCCCGCCCUCGCCGCCACAACGCCCCGACGACAUCUCUGAAGGCUCUGAACCUACCCGUUCGAAUAUAAGACCUGAUCGAAUAGACCGACCAGAACCAGCAAGUCGAUACGCAAAUCUUAACUACUGGAAAGCGAGACGUGUAACCUUUUACAGAAAUGGAGAUCCUUUCCAUCCAGGUGUUGAGUUCCGUUUCAAAUUGGGUAGAGACUUGGUAUCCAUGGAUGCGCUACUCGACAGACUGUCAGAGAGAUUGGAACUACCUAGAGGUGCGAGAUUCAUCUUUGGUAUGGAUGGCGAUCGGAAGUAUAGACUUGAAGAGCUGGAGGACGGAGCUUCUUAUGUAGUUUCAUCUUACAAGACUUUCAAGGCUGCAAGUUACGGCAAGAAGAACGGUAUGUGGUACGGAGGCGGGACGGUGACCGGGACGAGCGGCUGGUCCCGCGCCGGCACCCGCAAGCAGUCCGUCGCGGAGUCCGACGCGCCUCCUCCUGGCGGCGGCAAGAACACCAGCGGACGAGUCAUACGGAUCAUCAACAACAUGGAUCAUUCUAUACAGUGUCGUGUAUUGCUCAAUUUACGCACAACUCAGCCAUUUGAGGAGGUUUUGGAAGAUUUAGGACAAGUCCUAAAAAUGAGUGGAGCUAAGAGAAUGUACACAAUUACUGGUCAAGAGGUGCGAAGUUUUUCACAGCUACGGAAUGAGUUCGCGGAUGUGGAGACGUUUUAUUUGGGCACUGCCAUGGUACCCCCCGCGUUAAGUCCUGGUAUAAGCGCACCUUUGCCUAUAGAGUCGCCGAUAAGAAGGUCACGAUCAAGAGGUGCGGUAGCAGCACUGCCAGUGUCAGAGGACACACGAGGUCGCCGAGCGCGCAGUAAAAGCCGGCCCAGGGUCCUUUAUGCCCCAGAGGGAGAAAUUAUACGAAAUUCUGACUACACGUUGUUAGAAGUACUAAAGGAGGAGCCAAUGAGAGUGACGAUCCGCGGUCUGCGCCGCACGUUCUACCCUCCGAUCCACCACGCGCCCAUUGACAACACACCACCGGAGAAGAAAAUGCAACUUGACUGGGUAUACGGUUACCGAGGCGCCGACUCUCGGCGCAACUUGUGGGUGCUGCCGACCGGUGAGCUCUUGUACUACGUGGCCGCUGUGGCUGUCAUGUACGACAGAGACGAGGAGUCACAGAGACACUAUAUUGGACACACCGAAGACAUACAGUGCAUGGAGCUGCACCCGUCGCGCGAGCUGGUGGCGAGCGGGCAGCGCGCGGGGCGCGGGCGGCGCGCGCAGGCGCACGUGCGCAUCUGGAGCACGGACACGCUGCAGACGCUGCACGUGUUCGGCAUGGCGGAGUUCGAGGCCGGCGUCUCCGCCGUUGCUUUCUCUCAGCUUAAUGGCGGUAGUUACGUGCUAGCCGUCGACGCCGGCCGUGAAAGCAUUUUAUCGGUUUGGCAGUGGCAAUGGGGACACCUACUUGGCAAAGUUGCAACGUUACAAGAAGAACUGACUGGUGCCGCAUUCCAUCCUCUCGACGACAAUCUCCUCAUCACGCACGGAAAGGGGCAUCUUGCCUUCUGGAACAGGAGGAAAGAUGGAUUUUUUGAACGAACUGAUAUUAUAAAACCUCCGGCACGGACUCAAGUAACUGCUUUACAGUUUGAACAAGAUGGUGACGUUGUAACUGCCGAUAGUGAUGGAUUUAUCACAAUUUAUAGUGUUGAUAGCGAUGGGGCGUACUUUGUACGAAUGGAGUUUGAGGCUCAUAUAAAGGGAAUUAGUUCUCUAGUGAUGCUUUCAGAAGGUACUUUGAUAUCCGGUGGUGAGAAAGACAGAAAAAUUGCUGCUUGGGAUUCUUUACAAAACUAUAAAAGGAUUACAGAAACAAAAUUACCUGAAAUUGCUGGUGGAGUGCGUAGUAUUUACCCCCAAAGACCGGGAAGAAAUGAUGGUAAUUUAUAUAUUGGUACAACAAAAAACAAUAUUAUGGAAGGAUCUCUUCAGCGACGAUUUAAUCAAGUGAUAUUCGGUCAUCAUAAGCACCUAAUGGGCAUAGCUGUUCAUCCUGAUGACGAAAUGUUUGCCACAGCUGGUCACGAUAAAAACAUUGCGCUAUGGAAAGGUCAUAAGUUGAUUUUCGCUACACAGGUCGGCUACGAAUGUGUUUCUUUAGCGUGGCAUCCUGGAGGUGGGGCUUUGGCUGCAGGAAGUACAGAAGGUCAUUUAGUGAUUUUAAAUGCUGAAGCUGGAGCACAUGUGGCUACAAUUAGAGUGUGUGGGUCACCUCUUAACUGCUUACAAUAUAAUUCAGCUGGGGAUGUUCUUGCAAUUGGAUCUCAGAAUGGCAGCAUAUACCUGUUUAGAGUGUCCCGUGAUGGAUUUUCUUAUAAAAAAUCGAACAAAAUUCGUGGCGCUCAACCACUCGUUCAAUUAGAUUGGAGUCUUGACGGAGUUUACUUACAGACUGUUACAGCUGACUAUGAUUUGUCAUUCUGGGAUAUAAAGGCGCUUUCACCUGAAAAAAGUCCAAUAGCAAUGAAAGAUGUAAAAUGGUUUACGUACAAUUCGACAGUUGGGUUCCUUGUUUCCGGAAUGUGGAACAAUAGAUUUUAUCCCAUGACAUCGCUAAUUACCGCAGCUAGUCGUUCAGCUGCCCACGAUCUUCUAAUAAGCGGCGAUUCUGAUGGAUAUUUGCGAUUAUUUAGGUAUCCAUGCGCUAGUCCCAAAGCAGAAUACAACGAAGUAAAAGUCUACACAGGAUCUAUUUAUUCAGCUCGUUUUCUAUUUAACGACCGUUGCCUUGUAACCUCGGGUGGAUCAGACGCUGCUCUCAUGCUGUGGGAGCUAGUGGAUGAUUAGCAUCAAGCAGCGCAGGGGCUGCGACCACCAGCUGUCGUAUUGGCACCUCCAACUCCAUCUCCACCGCCCCCCGCGCUCGCUUAUUAUCCUACGUUCCGAGUGCUACAGUUCGAUGAACUUGAUUGAAAGGAACUACAGGACAGGAGGAUACUGGCUAUACCCAUAUCAUGGCUCUAGAAAGAAUUCUAUGAGAUUCGUUGUAGCUCUGUAACAGUAGGUACAGAGUUUUGGGAAGAUAUCUUCUACUUCGCUGCAGUAGUGCAGAAUUUUGAGGAGAGAAAAUUAUAGUAAGAAAUAUCUGAGAAAGAUUCAUAUAAUAUAUUGUUAUCUUAAAAUUAAGAAGUAAAUUGAAGGAUAUCAAGCGUCAUUUCACUCACUGCCAUUCUUACUUGCAUUAUAAUAAAUAAAUACGCACUUUUUAAUGUAACAAUGGUUAAGAUUUAUUUUUGUGAUAAUGUUUAAAAAGGAAAAGUACAUUAGAUUAAGCUUUAAUUCUAGUUCUGACUUCCAGAUCAUUAGAUGUUUUCGUUAGAAUUUAUUAAUAUAUUUAUACCAUAGUUACAAAAUUUUAAUGAAUACCUGUAGAAUAGAAGCACAAUAAACAUCCCAUUCAGGGUCUAAAAACAAGUGUACACGUAUGCACUGACAUUUUAUACAGCAAUAAGUGGCGGGCCACUGUGUAAGUCAUUUAUUAAGCGAUUUUUAUCUACGCUAAAAUCAUAGGUUAAAUAAAACUAAUAGGUAGGUAUACACAAUACAGUAAGAGUUUUAUACUGUCACCAAACACAUAUUUAGGUAUAAUUAUAUUUUUAUGUCGAUUCUUACCACGAAAUGACCAUGGUAUAAUUUUAUGUAGGAGAAAAAUCACAUAAUUAUGUGUAUAACCAAUAUCAAUAUUAGGUACCGACCUUAUUUGUUUUUA